Odobenus rosmarus divergens (Pacific walrus) is the source of this 1330-nucleotide messenger RNA. RefSeq lists its product as uncharacterized. The transcript is spliced from 7 exons. The record is from RefSeq and is a predicted model, not a curated record. The coding region runs from base 1 to 924 and encodes 307 amino acids. Lineage: Eukaryota; Metazoa; Chordata; Mammalia; Carnivora; Odobenidae.
AUGGCUGCGGGCAGCUGGAGCCGGGUCCCUCCCGCUGCCUGUCAAGACGCAAGCCCGCCCACUGCCCGGGACUCGCGGAGCCCGCCUCGCGCCUGUCAGGCACUAGGCCCCGCCCCCGCGCUCGCCCAGCCCCGCAGCGCCCUUCCAGGGCGCUCGGUGGGCACUCCUGGACUGCGCAACCUGGGAAAAACCCCAGCGCUCCGGGAGCAGGCCCCGGGCUGCGCUCGCGGGCUACGUGGGGGCGCGGCCGAGUCGCGGGGCUGGGAGGAGCGGGCGGCCGGGGAGAGGCGCGCCCACGCGGAGCACCCCGGGCAGAAGGGCAGGGGACCUCCCGGGAAGGCAGAGGUAGAAGAAGUAGGGCCAGCUCGGGUCGUCCGCCGCCAGCACCCGGCUUCAAGCCACAGGGGACCCGCACCUGCUCAAGCGCGGCAGUUUUCCGCUGUUGGACACCUCCUGCGGGCUGCGGUUGGAGAUCCUGGAGAGUGGGUCAACGCUGGGCCCCCGGUGGCAGUGUCCAAGCCAGAAGGGCCCUCGGAGGCCAUAGUGCCCAUUUCUGAGAAGGGAAGGCAGAGCCUCCAAAAAGGGAAAGGCUUGCCUGAGGUCAGGCAGAGGCAAGGAAGGAAGAGCUCCAGCGGGAAGAGCGUUCCAAGAGGAAGAAGCAGCAGGAGCAAAGGGCCUGCGCUGCCUGGAUGUCACGACCGGGCUGUCCUGCUCUACGAGUAUGUGGGCAAGCGGAUCGUGGACCUGCAGCACACCGAGGUCCCCGACGCCUACCGCGGGCGUGGCAUCGCCAAGCACCUGGCUAAGGCUGCUCUGGACUUUGUAGUGGAGGAGGACCUGAAGGCCCAUCUCACGUGCUGGUACAUCCAGAAGUACGUCAAGGAGAACCCCCUGCCGCAGUACCUGGAGCGCCUCCAGCCGUAACCCUGGCCCCGCGGGGCAGGAGCCCUCUGCGCCAGACCUCUCCUCACGGCCUUCGCCCCGGCCCUCCGCGUGCUCUCAGGAAACCUGGUCCCCACAGGGGACGGACUCAGAGUUAUUUUUGUAAGGACGCUCCUCGGUGGCCCCCGGAGGCUGCCGGCCAACGAUGCGCAGUGGUCCAGCUACCGUGGUGAAGGGGAGGCCGGGCAGCCGAGGUCCCGGCGGUGGUCACUGUGCAGACACUGGCUGGCUCCUCACAAGGCCACCCCCGCCUCCCGUGGGUGGGCCGGCGGGGGCCUGCGGCCAGGACUGCACGGUGGCCAGGCCUGUCCCUGGGGCCGGUCUGGGUCCCACCUGCUGCUCGCUGCUCUGUGAUCGGCAGGAGAGCUGAUUUGGGGCCCCUGCCGCC